CUGCACGAUCUGCCCACCGUGCUGGUUUAAAAUAAACGAGCUUCACCCAAUUUAAUAAGAUGGAGCAGCUGCGCAUCGUACUUCUGUGAUAAUAGUAUAAAAAAGGAGCCCCUAAGUGAAUUAAUGGACAUUGAAUUUAUUGAUCCUGAUCUAAAUAUUAAAGAAGAACCCGAUGAAAAGACAAAUCCGAAGGCUAAAAAGUCAACAGACAUCUCAAGUGAGAUGAUAAACCAACUUUGCGAACUAGAAAUGCCAUCUUCGAUUAGUAACGAAACAACAAAUACUGAGGCGGACCUGCUGAAUCCUUUUAGUGAACUAAACUGCCAUAAAAUAAAAAAUAACAUUUUGGAGAAACUUGAAUUAAAGAAUGAUGUAACCAAUUUGCCCAAAAUUGCAGGCAUAAAAUCAACAAAUUCAGAAAUCCGAAAAAAGCAGAAAUACGUUACACGGCAAUUAUUGGGCUCUAAAAAAAUAAAGCGUAAAAAUGAAAGAGAUAAAUCUACAAAACCAAAUGAUUGUUCGGAAAAGGGGAAACGCCGAUCAAGUAUUAAAUCAAGUUCGGAAGACAAAGAAAUGGUUAAGAAAUACAUUCCCAUGAUCUGCGAGUUAUGCACAUUUAUCAGCGAAGACCAUUCAUCUGUUAGAAAACACUUCCGAAAACAGCAUCCAAAAAUCAAAGCAUACGUAAGAUGUUGCAAUAAAAAAUUAUUUCACCCUCUUGAGAUCAUACGUCAUGCGUAUAAACACGAAAAUCCUGAAUUUUUUAAGUGUAAAGACUGUAAAAAAAACUUUGCGGAACAGUCAACACUCUCCCGUCAUAUGAUAACUGCUCAUGCACCAGAGGAGGAACUAAAUUACAAUUGUGAUCAAUGUCCAAAAAGAUUUCCUUGCCAAAAGAAACUUGAACUUCAUAAAAAUUCGCAUGUACCCCAAAACGAGCGGAUAUUCGUUUGCGACCUAUGUCCUAAAAGUCGCUUCGCCACUAAUGAUCUUUUGAAAAUUCACGUAUGUAUGCGGCACCGUCGACCAACCAAUGUCUGUCAUGUGUGCGCUAAAGAGAUACGUGAUAAAGCGUCAUUUGAAAAGCAUGUGCGGUCGCAUUUCGAUGAUGGUGGUCCGAAGGUAAAAUGCACAUUGGAUGGUUGUGACCGUUGGCUCAAGGAUGAAGAUAAUCUUCGACGACAUAUACGGAGAUUACAUACCAAAGAUCAAAAAGCGGUUACAUGCGAUACAUGCGGGCGGGAAUGUAAAAAUCAAGAUGCAUUAACUAGACAUAAAUAUCGCGUUCAUUCGAAUGUCGUAUUCACCUGCGAGGAAUGCAAAAAAACUUUUAAGCGAGCGAUUUAUUUGCGGGAACAUAUGGCACAACAUACUGGUGAAAUUCUUUACAAAUGUCCAUUUUGUACGCGUACUUCCAAUUCUAAUGCGAAUAUGCAUUCGCAUAAAAAGAAAAUGCAUCCCCUAGAAUGGGAUAAUUGGAAAAAAAAUAAUAAUGGAAGUUCACAACAGAUAUUAAGUGAUCAACAGGAAAAUACACAAAAUUUGUAUUCAUUAUGUAACAAUUAAUACAUAACCAUAGCGAAAGUUUUUGCAUUAAAUAUAUAUAUGUACAGUUAGUAUAAUAGCGCUUGGCUGCGAAUAUUGUAUUAUUAUUAAAUGUCUUAUGACUCCACAUUUCAUUUCACAAAUAUACUUAGCUAGGGUGAGUUUAACCACCAGCCAUUUAUUGUGCUGUAA
Bactrocera oleae (olive fruit fly) is the source of this 1737-nucleotide messenger RNA. Lineage: Eukaryota; Metazoa; Arthropoda; Insecta; Diptera; Tephritidae. The record is from RefSeq and is a predicted model, not a curated record.